Molecule: messenger RNA, 1471 nt
Organism: Impatiens glandulifera
Lineage: Eukaryota; Viridiplantae; Streptophyta; Magnoliopsida; Ericales; Balsaminaceae
Product: integrin-linked protein kinase 1-like
Exons: 9
Coding region: 87-1397 (436 amino acids)
Biological process (GO): protein phosphorylation
Molecular function (GO): protein binding; ATP binding; protein kinase activity
Source: RefSeq, a predicted model, not a curated record
UCUUCUGCAGAUUUCUCAUUGAAUGGUUUGAAAAUUUGAAUAUGUGAAAACAGAGUAUCGAAAUUGAUUGAGAAUUGAUUUCUAGGAUGGAGAUAGCAGCGCAGUUGAAGCGAGGGAUCUCGCGACAACUAUCGACAGGUUCGUUGCGGAUGAGUGGAAAAUGUAGUUUCAGGAGACAAAACUCUCUUGAUCCGAGGCUUAACAACAUGAGAUUCAGCUUCGGACGACAAUCCUCGCUUGAUCCCAUCCGCAGGCAUCCAAAAUUUGACGAGCUAGCAGUGCCGGAGAACCUCGAUUCCACAAUGCAACUUCUGUUCAUGGCGUGUAGAGGAGAUGUGAAGGGAGUCGAGGAUUUGCUUGAAGAGGAGAUUGAUGUGAAUAGCAUAGAUCUUGAUGGGCGGACUGCUUUGCAUGUUGCUGCCUGCGAAGGCCAUGUCGAGGUUGUCAAGUUUCUGUUAAGUCGGAAAGCCAACAUUGAUGCUCGUGAUCGGUGGGGCAGUACGGCUUCUGCUGAUGCUAAAUACUACGGGAACAUGGAGGUCUACAAUAUUUUGAAAGCCCGAGGAGCCAAGACUCCGAACAUAAAAAAGACACCAAUGUCAGUUGCAAAUCCUAAAGAAGUUCCAGAAUAUGAGCUGAAUCCCCUCGAGCUUCAAGUUCGCAGAUGUGAUGGUAUUGCCAAAGGGACGUAUCAAGUGGCUAAAUGGAAUGGUAUGAAAGUUGCGGUGAAGAUACUUGAUAAGAAUAGUUACACAGAUCCUGAAAGCAUAAAUGCUUUCAAACAUGAGUUGACAAUUUCAGAGAGGGUACGACACCCUAAUGUAGUUCAGUUCGUUGGAGCUGUCACGCAAAACAUGCCAAUGAUGAUUGUUUCCGAGUAUCAUCCAAAGGGUGACCUAGCAAGCUAUCUUCAAAAGAAAGGACGUGUAUCUCCGUCAAAAGCUUUAAGAUUUGCCCUUGAUAUUGCGAGAGGAUUGAAUUAUCUUCAUGAAUGCAAACCAGAACCGGUCAUCCACUGUGAUUUAAAGCCCAAAAAUAUUUUGCUGGACUGUGGAGGUCAAUUAAAGAUUGCUGGAUUUGGAUUGAUAAGGUUGUGUAAAAUAGCACCAGACAAGUCAAAACUGAUGCAGCCUAAUGAAACUCAUAUUGACCGUUCAAGUGUUUAUUUGGCACCUGAAAUCUUUAAGGGUGAGAAAUUUGACAAAAGUGUGGACGUUUACUCUUUCAGUAUUAUUCUAUACGAGGUAUUUCCUUAUUUAUUUAAUUUUUGUCAUAGUUCCGCUUCUUUCUGUACAAUUUGUGUUAUAUUGUUCUUGGUACUAUUUCAUUAUCUUAUUGUUUUCAGAUGCUCGAAGGAAUUCAACCAUUACACCCCAAAAGUCCUGAAGAUGCUGUAAAACAAAUGUGUAUUGAGGGAAAACGACCAACUUUGAAGAUAAAAUCUAAACAUUUUCCUCCCGAGGUUAAAGAG